GAUUCGGUAUAAAAACGUCAAGCAGCUGUUCGGAAAGCCAUCAGUUAUCACUUACUUGCUCAAAUAGCACAAACCGCAAACAAUAUCCAAAUUAAACAUGUUCACCAAGCUGUUCCUCGUAGCCACCGUGGCCAUCGCUUGCGUCAGCGCCAGUGCCAAACCAUCCGGCCUGAUUGCCCCUCUGGCCUACUCCGCCCCACUGGUGGCAGCUCCGGCAUACGCUCCUGCCGUUGCCUACACCACCGGAUAUGCCAACGUUGGAGACUCUGCCGUAGUGAGUUCGUACAAUUCCCAGUUUAUCAACCCAGCAUUUGCCGCCUACAGUGCCUAUACCGCAGCUCCAGCUUAUGCCGCCCCAGCAGUGGCUUACACUGCCGCUGCAGCUCCGCUUGCCGCACCCCUAGCGUACGCAGCGGGUGUACCCUUCGCGGGAAAGGUGUUGCUGUAAAUGGAUGACGUGCUGUGCGCAGUAAGCGCAGGAUAAGUGAGUUGAUCUCACCUGCUACCAGGAGCCUACCU
Messenger RNA from Topomyia yanbarensis, 519 nucleotides. RefSeq names its product cuticle protein 12.5-like. The transcript is spliced from 2 exons. The coding region runs from base 98 to 448 and encodes 116 amino acids. The record is from RefSeq and is a predicted model, not a curated record. Lineage: Eukaryota; Metazoa; Arthropoda; Insecta; Diptera; Culicidae.